AAGGGCCACACAAUGCGUGGGUGGAUUUGAAUCCUCCUUCUCCAUCUUGUUUCCUUCAUCCCUAUUUCCAUUCAACAAUCAGCAUGGCCGACAACACCGACGAUCUCUACGGCGACUUGGACCUCGAGGACCUCGACGCCUCCCAGCUCGAAGAACUGGUAGAGCCGCCAGAGCUCGACGUCGCCCCUUCAUCCACUCCCGCCCCUUCUCACACCUCCCAACCGGCUCCUGCGCAAUCUCAAUCCCAGUCUUUCUCGCAACCCUCCGAACAGCCUGCUCAGCAACAUCAAUUUGGAUACAAUUCUUUCGAUCAGCAACAACAGUCGGACAGCGCCGGAGAUAGGAUCAAGCCAAGUGAUAUGCCUGAUGAGGGGUUAGUAGUCUACUCUUAUUCUCUAUGCUCCCUGUUUUAUCGGUUCCGUCAUUUGGAGUGACGUAGCGGAGAUGCGCUUGCCGUAGACGAAGUUGCGGCAGGAAAGGAACGUCGGGAACGCGCGUUUGAUGUCGCGUGACGCACCCAGUUUGAUAGGUCGCUAUCGCGUUGCCAUUAAGGCCGCUCGCGGCCAUAGAUAGGCCAUAGCCAGAGUAGGAGUAUCGUAACAGUGUAACGUACCCUCCUAGACCCUUUCCCCCUCAUCUUGUGUACUUGUCGUAAUAGAGCUGAACUAAUAAUCUGUAUCCUUCAUCUAUAAUCAAUCGCUGUCCCUCUAUCGUACUGGAUGCCAUGCACCGCACUCCUCGGCCAACCCUUGCCUCACAUCAUUUCUCGUGACCGUGUCUUUGACAAAACAGUAAGAUGUUCAUCGGUGGUCUGAACUGGGAGACAACAGAAGAUAGUUUGACGACGUAUAUGGGGCAGUUUGGUGAAAUUGACGCGUGUACCAUCAUGCGAGACCCUUCCGGGCGCUCCAGAGGCUUCGCGUUCUUGACCUACAAGAGCCCUACGAGCGUUACCAAGGUCAUGGCUCAGCCCCACGUCCUCGACGGCAAGCAGAUUGACCCCAAGCGUGCCAUUCCCCGAGCCGAGCACGAGCGCACCGCCAAAGUCUUUGUCGGCGGUCUCGCUCCCUCCGUGACCGGAGAGUCCCUCAAAUCUUUCUUGUGUCAAUUCGGCCAAGUCAUGGAUGCCACCGUCAUGUUUGACAAGGAGACUGGAAGGUCGAAGGGUUUCGCGUUUGCUACAUUCCAAGAUGAGGACAGCGUGGGCAGGGCUAUGGCGGCGAGUGGAAUCGAGUUGGAAGGAAAGGCGAUCGAGAUCAAAAAGGCCCAACCAAGAGGUACGGCUCAAGGUUCAAGAUCCACCUACCAGCAGAACCGAUUCGGCGGCAAUCAGCCGAAUGCCUUUGGCGGCGGUAUGGGUGGUGGCUUUAACGGUGGCGGUGGCUUCGACCCCAACUCUAUGGCCAUGAUGUACCAGAACAUGAUGAAGCCUGCAGGUGGCAUGGGCGGCAUGAUGGGCGGCUUUGACCCCAGUGCCAUGGCUAUGAUGUACCAGAACAUGAUGAAGUCCAUGGGAGGAGGCAACGCUCCGGCUAUCAACCCCAACAUGGCUAUGCGCUCGCCAAACGAUUCUGUCUCUUCUGGAGCUGCGCCAGGCAUGAACAACAUGAUGGGGAUGGGUAUGGGUGGCAUGGGAAUGGGCGGGAUGGGCGGGAUGGGCAUGAACAUGGGCGGGAUGGGGAUGGGUAUGGGAAACAUGAUGGGCGGUGGAAUGAACAGAGGAGGGAUGGCCAGCCGACCUCCUAACGCUCCUCGUGGUCCUGCAGCUAUGCGAGGUCCUCAGCAGGGUGGCGUCACCCCUCAAGGCCCUGGCGCUCAGCGAUACUCUACCCAGGGUAACGCCAGGGCCAGACCUUACUAA
Cryptococcus amylolentus CBS 6039 is the source of this 1861-nucleotide messenger RNA. RefSeq lists its product as hypothetical. Gene Ontology annotation, molecular function: RNA binding. The transcript has 7 exons. The coding region runs from base 797 to 1861 and encodes 354 amino acids. Lineage: Eukaryota; Fungi; Basidiomycota; Tremellomycetes; Tremellales; Cryptococcaceae. The record is from RefSeq and is a predicted model, not a curated record.